GUCAUAAAAGUGUGUAAAAAAGUUUUAUUUAUGCAUACUAUUCUAAAAUCAAAUAUAUGUUAUGCAUCUGACAGAGUAAUCACUGCAACAUGUAUCUAUGACAACUAUUAUCAUAUACCAAAUCAUAUUUAAAAUACAUAUAAUGUUUCAUAGUAAAACUUGAUUACAAAAUGAAAUAGAAAACUGUGAUGUUAUAACAAAAUUAAAGGGAUAAGUUAAUUAUAAAAAAAAAAUUGUAACGUAUCAGCUAAUUAUAUUCAUUUUCAUACAAAUAAUAUUUCCAGGCCUGCAAAAACUGUCCGUCAUAGCAUAAUAAUGAUAAAACAAAAGGGAACCCGUGUAAGAAUAAGCAGCCACAAGAAUCUGAUAAACGAUUUGGAAGAAUACUUUCACAACGAAUCAAAAUGUUCGUGUCCAGUUUGCGAUUCUAUUUCAUGCUUUCAAAUUAGGAGGUUCAAUUCGGGAUUAUCCUGCACGUGCGUGGAUUGUAACCGGGAUCGAUGUCUGACAUGGGAUAACAGCGACGAUAGUACCCACGACAAACCGCCGGAUACCGACGCGGCCAGUAAAGGUGGUAAGGCACCAGAGAUAGGAAUUAAACCGAAAAAGAAAUGUUCAGCUCCUAUGAAUGAUAAGGACCAAGAAAGCUCCUGCUGCACAAAAGAUUGUAACACACCAGGGGGUAAGCGGAUUGUAUCAAACGACUACGCCGUACAAAUAGAAAUUAAAAUGUCCGACGAUUCUAACGUUGACUCUUUAAAUGAUCGAACUUCCAAAAACUAUGACGAUUUUGUUCCUGAAUUUUAUAAAAAAGAUGAUAUAGAAAAUGUAAAAAGUGAUUUUAUCAAAAUUAAACCAGAUACAAAGAAAUGUUGCAGUUCAAAUACUUGUUUUGAGAGUAAAAAUACUAGCCCAGAACGUACAGCGGUGAAUUUAGAUAACAAUACUUUUGAAUAUAGCGACCUUUUGAAUAUAGAAGAUAAGAAAGUUAUUGCUUCUGAGGAAAAAAGAGAGCAUACAGACGCUUUCAGUUCAAACACAGUUCAAAAUGCAGAUUCUACAUCUCACUUUAUUAAUUUUAAUAAUAUGAAUGAGAAUAGAGACGAUAGGAAUUCUCGUAAAUCCAAAGUUAUGCCGGAAUUUAAAAAAUGUGCUAGCAGCAAAAACUUUGGAAGUAAAAGUUAUAAAAUUCAUAGUAAUAAAUCAUGUGUACCUGGAAUUGAAGCGCAACCAAAGGAAAAAGAUACCCAUUUUCAUAACACAGGCUAUAUAAAAACAUCUAAGACAAUAAGAAACGAGAUGUACACCAAAAGAUAUGAUGAUGCAAAAAAGGUUUUUAAUGGUGAGGAUUUUGAUAAUCCCAAAGAUCGUGAUAUUUUUACAAAAGAAAAUAAAAAUCUUGAAAAAUGUUACAACGUAAGUAAAUAUUUGAAAAUUGAAGAAGAUAAACUGUAUCGUCCAAAAAAUAAAAUAGAAAAAGAUAGCAACGUAGAAAAUGGUUUGGCCAGUGAAGAUUCUCUAGAUAAUGAGGAAAUUGUUAGAUUGCAAAAAAUUAUAAAUCUGCUUACUCAUAUUGAUGACAAACAAGAAAAUGAUGGCUCGAAUUUGAAACAAUGCGUAUAUACGGACGUUUCUCACUCUCAGAAGAAAACUAUUCGGAGGAAAAAUGAGAAGUCCUCUGAGAAGAGUUCUUCUCAUUUAAAAACGAUAGCAUUAAGUUAUUCUAAACCAGAUUAUAGUAAUUCACGGGCGGAAUUGAGUGCUCAAGUCAUGAAUGUACCCUACGAGGAACUAAAAGAGACCUUGUCUAGAAGACACUCUUCAGUACAUUCUGACUUAUCUAAUUCUCCAAAGGAAUCGCCGAAACUAGACAUUUUUUCUAAACUAAAAGAAUUAUAUAAGGCCUGCAGCUGUAAGGUCUGUGAAUGUUUACCUAGUAAUUCUUUUUCAAAAAACAGUGAUAUAUGCAACUGUAAACCGUGUGAUUGUGACGAUUGUAAAAAAUAUAUGGAAAAAUUAAGAAAGAGACUAUUAAAUAGACCUACUUCUGGAUGCCCGUGUGUAGCUUGCGAUAGAAAAGAUUGUCGUGGUGUUGUAAAAGACGAUAAAUCAUCGGUAUGUGACUGUGAGCCCUGCAACUGUGUGAAAUAUACUGAAAGUUGCUCAAAACCGUGCAAUUGUGUUCCCUGUCAAUGUGAAUUAUGCAAGCCAUCGAUACCUAUGCCUCAAGCACUAAUGGUCAGUAAUAUGACACAGAUUUAUCAUCAAAGUAACUGUGACUGUGAUCCUUGCGAGUGUCAAAACUGCACUAGCAGUUAUUCUGCUAUGACAUCAAAUCUAAUGCGUGAAGCAUCGACUGGCAUAAUCACAUAUGGGAACUGUAAUUGUCGAGCUUGUGCGAACGAUUCAUGCCAAUUAAACGCAUCUAGUUGUAGAUGUGAUGUACAAAACGAUGUUAUGAGAAAACCUUUGGCCAAGAACAGCCCAGAUUAUGGAAUUCACAGGGUGUACGUCAGAGAAAAACCUUAUGGCAAAACUGACGCCAUUAAGAAGCAUCGUAAUACAAUAGCUAUGUUCGCUUUAUCAGAUACAUACUCUAACAGAUUGUUCAGUUACUCUAACCAAAAUGACACAUGUAAAUGUGAAGUAUGUGAAUGCCUUGUAUGCAAAGAUAAAGGAAAACUUAUAAAUUAUGAUGAUAAACCAAAAUACGGAAUUAAUAUAAAUAAAAAGUCCAUACCUUCCGGUUAUUGUGUUCCGUGUCAAUGCGAAACAUGUAAAAAAUAUAACAACUCAAAUGCGCAAAAUUUUGAUGAAAACUUUAGCUUUAAAUAUAAAUAUAACACUGAAAAUAACAAAAAAGUUGAUGGGAACAACAUUUCCAGAGAAGAUAAACUAAUUAAGAGGUCUAAGCUUACUUUUGCAUCGCCAGAAGUAAAUUCUUUAAACAAAUUACUCAAGGGUGACGACGUUUCGGUUAAUGAGGUAUUCUCAAAGAAAUCUGAAGAUUUAGUGGAUGAUGACCAUUGCUAUUUAUUGAAAAAGGGAAAGUUAUUGACGUCGUCAAUUUUGAAAAAUAUUGUCUCAAAACGUGGUUCCUCCCAUGUACUUGUUAAAAGUGAUGACAAUGAGAGUUGUUUUAAAGAGAAUGAUAAUAAUUCUAAGCAUUUUCCUAGACUUAAUUCCUCGCUGUGUCAACAACUCAAGUUUGCUGAUACGUGUAAACAGGAUGAAUCUUUCCAUACAUAUUCAUCGCCAAAAAGUUCCAAAAACAACACGACUUCCAAAGAAAAAGAGACAACUGAAAUUUUUAAACAUAAUUCCCUUGAUUUAAUGAAUUCUAAUGUAUCGAAUACCUUUCGUGAUGAUUCAAACGAUAAUAUUAAAAAGGACGUAUGUGAUGACUUAUUACAUGAAAACUUAGAAAAAUCUAAAAUGGAAGUCAAUGAUGCCGACGCUAUUGUAUCAAGUCAAAAACACUUGGUACGUUCAUAUAAAAAAACGAAAGAAUCUCUAAAUAUAACUAAUGUCCUAAAUAAUAAGAUACAUUUAUCGUCUGCAAAAAGCAUGAGCUUAGUCCAAUCCCUUUGUAAGGAAAGAAAUAUAAAUAUAGACGACCAAUAUACAUCAAAAUAUUUACAAUCUAUUGAAAAGCUCCCCUUGAAAACGAUCAAAAUGGAAUUUAAUAGUAUUAAUGCAAGCGAUGAAAAUCAAAAAGACAUUUCUAAAAACGACAGUGAUGUAAAUUUUUGUAAAGUAACAAGCAAAAUGAGGAUACCUCAAAUUAAUGACAAAAACGAUUCAGAGACUUUCGUCUACGGAAAUAUUGAUAUAGUCAAACAUGAAACUGAACAUACAGUUCCACCAAUAAAUGAUACCGAUUCUAACUUAAAAGAAACAGAUAUUGAAGAUGACAUAUUAAAAGAUAAUUAUCCUAAAAUAGAAAGCGACGUGAAUGAUAUGAACAAACAAAUCAGGGCUCAACGGAUGGUACCUUUAGUUAAAAUUAAUAAAGCAAGGAAGGCAAAUAAACCUUCAAAACCGGAUCCAGAGUUAAUGUUAUAUAAUAAGCAAAUUAAAAAUAAACGUUACCUAGAACUACCAGAUCGUACGGACACAGCAUCGUCCGUAAUAAAUUUUAACUCAUUCGAUAAAUUUAUGAAAUUCUACGAAUCUGUUCCACUUGAAAACGAUGAUAGCGAACAAAAAAAUCAAGAAGAUAUACUUGGUAGAAAAAUAGUCUACGUGAGCGCAGAUGCCAUUUGUACUAAUCCUCUCGAACCAAAUCGCAAGAAUUCCUUAAAAUCCAUAUCACAGCAGACUAGUGCUGUACCUCUUUAUUUUCUCGGAUCAGGCCAAGGAAAUAGGGCAUUGAACAAACUUCAGAUUGAAGUGAACGAUUUGCUGAAUUCUCCUAUAUUACAAUCGAAACAUACGAUUGGCCAAAUAAAGAGAUCAUGGAAUGAGAGUAAAAUGACUUUGAAGACAAUCAGCAGAAUGAAUGACGCAACGUCACAAACUCAACGGGUUAAGAUCGCUGUUGAUAAGGAAAUUGACUGCAAUUUGAUACUAUCAGCGGAGAAUUUAAAACCAAAAAACGUAAAAGUAGACAAUACUAUGUUAACAAAAAAAGGCAAACGUUUGUCUUCUGAUAAAAAGGAGCAAAGUUCAAAGCCAAAUUCUGUAGUAAUGGAUUCUUAUUGACGCUGUCAAAAACCGCAGAGGCAACAGCAAUUUAUAUUUCAAAGAAAAAUCGAAAAUAAUACAUCAAAAAAUCUAUGCUACCACUCUUUUAUGUAGACCUUUGCUGAAUCAGUCUGGGCACAACCAUAGACUGUUUUAUUAGUAUUAAAUACAGGAUAAUGGAGAACCCAAAUCCAAUACCAGACACUAAUACAACUCUGCUUAUUUCUAAUCUAUUUGGUCAUACAAUGUUUAUUUUAAACUAGAACGGCCAUUUCCACAACCUAUAAAAAUUACAAUUAUAACAUUCAGAUAGAACAAAAGGUUCCUGGUCGCUUACUUUCCUAUUCUUUGUGGAUUUCUACAAUAUAAGGGAUAAUAGUAACCUCAAACCCACCCUUUCCCGCUCAGUCUAGGACAAGAGGUAUAUUUGUAAAUGUCCUGGUAGCUUAGUAUGAGGAGAUCUGUCAGUGCCACUGAAAAUUAUAAGUUGCAAUGGUUCAAUUAUUGUCUACUCAACUCCAUACGUGUCUCUAUUGGGUCUUAUUAUGUUAACAUCGAAAUCGAUGGCUUAUUCCAUCUCACUAGCAGCUAACUAUUUUUACUUUAAGCAAUAGUUUCUAGAGAAUAUAGAGUGGUCUUAAGUGAGAUGAUAAAAAAAAAUGGUUGAAAUAUUAGCUCAAAUUUAUAAUAUAAAGACAACGGAUACGAAUAAAAAUAUUAUGCCUGCAAAAAACAUAGAACAAAGUCAGUAAAGUAUUCAAGAGACAACCGCAUUUUUCCUUAUACUUACUAUUAAUUAUUUUUAAUACAACAAUAUGAAAGACACUUGUUAAUAAAAGUCUUAAUACACGACCUAUUUAAGUUAAGCAUCGAAUUCCUAUGCAAAGAUUUAAUGACUGUACUGAGUUUUCGUUAUAGAGAACUUGGUAACCAUCUUAAUAUUUUUAUUCAGAAUUGUGGAUGGCAUAUAAUAAUAUUAAAACAAAAAAAAAAUUGACAUACUUCAUAAACAAGAAACGUAAUUAAAGUCAGUAGGUACUAUUCGGAACUUUUUUAACCAAAGGAAAUUCAAAUGAUGUAAACUAGGCUCUUCUUUACUGUGCAAU
Messenger RNA from Danaus plexippus (monarch butterfly), 5792 nucleotides. RefSeq lists its product as uncharacterized. The record is from RefSeq and is a predicted model, not a curated record. NCBI's taxonomy places the organism in Eukaryota, Metazoa, Arthropoda, Insecta, Lepidoptera, Nymphalidae. Bases 316 to 4704 code for a protein of 1462 amino acids. The transcript is spliced from 6 exons.